Cotesia congregata is the source of this 402-nucleotide messenger RNA. Lineage: Eukaryota; Metazoa; Arthropoda; Insecta; Hymenoptera; Braconidae. The record is from the annotation of a GenBank genome assembly.
AUGGAAGAGGAAUAUUACAGUGAAAGAAGUACUAUGAGUGAAUGUGAAAUCUUGGAAAAUAGAUACAUUAAAAUUUAUGGUAAUCUCUUCGUUCAAUUUUGGUCAGUAGAAGACACUAUCAAAGAACAUCGUGAAAAAAUUUCAUUAGCCCGUGGUAAUAACGGUUUUGGGCUAUGCACUGUCAGUUUGCAUUGUGAUCAGCAGAAUCUGUGGAAGAUAACAUCUACUUUUACUCGAACUGCUAAAUGGAAUGCUAUUGCUGCUUUUCAAGAUAAAAUCUUUAUUGCAAAUUCCAGUGAGUCGUGUUAUAUCAAUUAUUUGUCUGCUCACGGUGGUAUCAUUGGUCCUAAUACUAUAGCUAAUAAGUUUUGGAGUGAUAUUCCAGAAUUUUUAGGAGCAUGA